Plasmodium inui San Antonio 1 is the source of this 234-nucleotide messenger RNA. RefSeq lists its product as hypothetical. The annotation marks the transcript as partial. The record is from RefSeq and is a predicted model, not a curated record. The transcript has a single exon. NCBI's taxonomy places the organism in Eukaryota, Apicomplexa, Aconoidasida, Haemosporida, Plasmodiidae.
AUGGAAAUGGUCCCUCCUCCAACAAAUGUUCCUGCCCCCCCGGUUAUUGAGGCCUCGGAAGAUAGUAACGACAAAAAAUCGGAAAAUGAGAAGAAAUCAAAAAAGGAUCGCAAGAAGGAUGAUAGUGAGAAGAAGCCAAAGAAGGAACGCAAGUGGGGAUGGAAUAAGAAAUCGAAAAAGGAUGCCAAGGAAGAAGCAGACAGUGACCUGAAAGAGGAUCCCAAUGAAUCCCCU